ACAGACAGACGAGACUGGAUUAGAGUUGUUCUCCAUGGCUGCUUUGGUCACUUCCAGGGACCUCGUCACCAUGACCACAGAUGAGAACCACAUCUCCGGGAACGAGACAUUCCUGGACUCACAGUUCCGCUACUCUCUCUUCCCCGCCUUCUACGGCCUGGUGUUCAUUCUCGGCUUGUUGGCUAACAUCUACGCACUCUUCAUCCUGCGACACAUGCGUGAUGCCAAGGCCAUGAACGAGAUUAGGAUCUACAUGACCAACCUGACUGUGGCUGACCUGCUGUUCAUCCUCAUUCUCCCCUUCUGGAUCGACUACUACCGUAACAAUGGCAACUGGAACUCCUCGGAAGCACUGUGCCGCAUCGCUGGUGCGAUGUACUUCAUCAACACUUACUGCUCUGUGCUCUUCCUCACCGUGAUUAGCAUCAACCGCUACUGGGCCGUGACCCGGCCUCUAGUCGCGGCUUCUUCUGAUUGCUGGAGACGAGGCAUCAUCGUGUCCUUCAUCGUUUGGCUCAUCACUCUUGCGGCCACGGCUAAACAGCUCACAGAUCGUGGCAUCCAGAAAGAUGGCAACAUUUCACGAUGUUUUGAAGGAUAUCACAACCAGUCACGCAAAGAAAAGAUAGCUGUAGCAGUUGCCCACUUUAUCAUUAUCGCCAUUUUCUUUGUUGUUUUCAUGCUCGUCAUUUUGUGUAAUGUACUAAUCGCUAACACCUUGCUAAAGCAGCCUAUCAGUCAGCCGAGGCCCAGCACGGGCAGGAGGCCACAGGGUACCAAACGGCGCGCUCUACGCAUGCUGUGUGCUGUCAUAGGGGUUUUUGUGGUGUGCUUUGUCCCACACCACGUGGUCCAGGGGCCCUGGACGCUAGCCGUUCUGGACCUGAUGAAAUGGAACCAGGAAACCCGCCAGCGUCUGAAUGAUGCCCACCAGAUCACCCUGAUGCUCAUGGGACUGAACUGUCUGCUGGAUCCUGUCGUCUAUUGCUUCGCCACCAGGAAGUUCCGCAAGUACAUCCAGGGGCACCUGCGUAAGGUCAAAGAUGGGAAAGCCUGCUCCACAAACACCACCAUCACCGGAGUGUCCAUGAAGGUGAAACACCAAAACGAACUGGUUAGCGUCUUUGAGGACUCCAAAGAGUAACUGUGUGUUCAAGGUAAAGCCACUUGCUCCAGAAACCAGAGCUCUUCAGUGAUACACAUGGUGCACAUGGUGAUUAAAUUACAUACAUACCAGAAAGAAAGUGAAGAGAAGUACUGGACAUUAAAGAGAAAUGUGAGUUGUACUGGACCUAAAAGUGACAGUCACAGGGACAGCGGUAUACAUAUUGGAUAUAAAAGAAGAAAUUGGGCUGUGUAUAAUGGACAGAAAGUGGAUAAAUUUGAUGCGUGCAUACAUAACAGGUCGAAAAGUGGAGUGUGUACAUGUACCAGACAUAAACAAGAGAUGUAAAUUGUGCAUACAUACUGGACAGAACAUAAUAUGAAAAAAUGAGGAGUAUGUAUACAUACUGGGUAGAAUGGAACGUGUGCACUUAUUUGAACAUUUGAGCUUUUGAACGGAAGGAAUUUUGCAGAUGUUUACCUAAACGACUGCAGAGCAUAUAACAUCAUUCAGACCAUGAAUAAUGUUCCAGUGUAUGGGCCAGUGUAUGUACAGGUGAUCAUAACAUUUUUCAUAACUGCUCUUUAGAAAUAACCUCUUUAGGAAUUCCAGAAUUUCAAUUAUAACCAUAUUGAUAUCAAACCGUACAGAAGGCUACAGUGGUUUUGUGAGGUUCUUCCCAUUCUUAGCUGCAUUUCUUCACACCCCUCUUCAUCUUCUUGUGCAACUUCUCUAGUUCUCUAAAAUGCAGGAAAUUCAGAAAUAACAGACCAUGAGACUCAGGGCUUGUCCCCCCACGGGAAGCGUGCACGGUUCUGUUUGCAGCCAUGAGUUCUAUGUAGAUCUAUCUAAUGGUGCUGUAUGGUUCUACAUAGUGCUUUUUGUUCUACAUUCUGCUAUUGUUACAGUGUCAAGUUUAUCACAGUAGAAGAACCGUUUUUGGUGCUGUGGUUCUUUUUAAGUUUGUAGGCUUCUAAAUGGUUCUUGACUUGGAUGGAUGGGUUAAAGAAAAACUCUCCAUUGGUAAAAAUACUGUAGAUUCAGUGUGUUUUAGAGUUUUAACUGAUUCACUGAAAUGAUCAUCAAAGACUUCAUGAGCUGAAUCAGGUGUUAGAGCAGGACUGUAAUGUAUUACUACUCAAAGAACCAUGGUACCACGGUUUACGGUGCCAAAAAGGGGUCUUCUACUGUUACACGCUUGACACAACAACAGAACUCUUUUUGGUGCUAUAUACACCUUUCCCCAUGCAGAGAGCCAUUUAAGCAUGCAAAUGGUUCUUUGAGUGUUCAUGGUUUUAUAGAACCAUUGGCCUUCCUAAAGAACCUUUCAAGAACCAAUUGUUUUUAAGAGUAUGUAUGUAUGUGUAUGGAAGCUGGUCUGUUGUCUUUAAGUUUUUUUUUGACAUGAUUUAAAAAAGACUUUUGACGUUGUGGGAAAAUUUCAUGAUGAGCGGAUGAACAGAAACAGCCCACAGUUACUUAGAAAAAUAUCUCUCCAAUUAGUUCCAUCUAAAUUUAAGAAUGUUUCUCUUUCUCUUGUAAUGCUGGAUUUUCAUAGAUACUGUGUUCUGUUCUGACAGCAAUGACUUAUUUAUUCAUUUUUAAUAUACAGGAUAUUACAGAAAAAUUAUUAUAUGUACGUGUGUGUGUAUGUGUACAUUUGUGUGUGUGAGUGUUUGUAGUGGUAUACUUGUGAGGACCACAUGUUCUCACUAUGUUAGCAAUACAUACAAUUUUUGCUUAAGUAAGGACAUUUUGUUGAGCAUGUGUUGUUUUCACCACAGUUAAUUUUUAGUGAGGUAGAGUACCACAGAUGCAAUUCUUGCAUUGAGAGUGUUGGUAGAGAAGUACAGAGAAGGUCAGAAGGAGCUACAUUGUGUCUUUGUGGAUCUAGAGAAGGCAUAUGAUAAGGUGCCAAGAGAG
This is a messenger RNA of Pygocentrus nattereri (red-bellied piranha), 3028 nucleotides long. RefSeq names its product platelet-activating factor receptor (gene ptafr). Bases 35 to 1144 code for a protein of 369 amino acids. The record is from RefSeq and is a predicted model, not a curated record. Gene Ontology annotation, molecular function: G protein-coupled purinergic nucleotide receptor activity; platelet activating factor receptor activity. Lineage: Eukaryota; Metazoa; Chordata; Actinopteri; Characiformes; Serrasalmidae. Gene Ontology annotation, cellular component: membrane. Gene Ontology annotation, biological process: chemotaxis; G protein-coupled receptor signaling pathway. The transcript is spliced from 2 exons.